AUGGAGACAGUCUUAAAGGAAGCUAAAUCUGCCGCAUCAGAUGACUCGGCAGCACCUGACACGAGGGGUGCAGAAAGCGGUCAAGGGACGGACGUAUGUGGAGCUGAGGGUCGUGGCGCUCGUCCUAAAAGGCAGACAGAGAAGGGGAGAUUAUUCUCCAUUGAAACUAAAAAGAAAAGAAGAAAUAAGACGUUCAGCAAGGUAGACAGCAGGACGGAGCGAAUGAAAAAACUUCUAGCUGAACAUGUAGAGUAUGGUGCUAUGAAAGAUGAGUACAGCCAAUGGAUGGCAAGCUAUGAAGAGUUUUUCAACGCUCACGACGAAUAUUGUGCCCUGCUGGAUGAUGAAGAACGAGAUAAUUAUUACGAAGAAUGGUUUAAUGAAAGGGACCAGUGCCUACGAUCGUUUAAGUCUACAGUUGAAGAUUGGUUCAGUCGCAGGAAAAAGAAUGUUCGGCUGAAACAGUCGAGUGGGCAUUUCAGAGAGGACGACAACCAAUCCAUUAUCAGUGGGAUAUCGUCAGUAAGGUCUAGGCGGUCAAAGGCCAGCUGCAGCGCAUCACUCGCCAAUUCCGUAUCAUCUGCUAGGGUGUUAGCUGAACAAAAGAGAGCGGAACUACUAGCGAGGGUCUCCAUGUCAAAGAAGAGACAAGCUUUGGAGCAGGCGAAACUGCAGCUGAAGUUUGAUGAAGAGGAGUUGGAGCUUGCUGCAGGGAUUGCUAUAGAAGAAGCAAAAUGUGCCGCACUUAAUCGCCUGGAAAUCGCAGACAAUGCUAGCGUUCAGCAGUCAAUGCCGGCCUUGAACCCGAAUGCUCCGCAGUUUGCUUCAGUUAUGCACAGGCAUUUACAGAAACCAGCCUCUGAAAUUAAACGGUUUGAUGGCAAUCUAAUGGAUUACCGCAAGUUCAUGAGACAAUUCAACAGCAAGGUGGUCCUCAACACAGAUACAGAUGAGGAAAGAAUGAAUUUCCUGGAGCAGUAUACGGGAGAAGAAGCCAACAGGAUAGUGUCUGGUUUCAGUCACCUGGACGCAAGGCAGGGAUAUCAGGCAGCUAUGAAAGAACUUGAAGAGCGAUAUGGCGAUGUGGAAGUGAUAGCUAAUGCAUUCAUUAGAAAAGCCCUGACAUGGCCUACGAUCAAAGCAGAUGACGCCAAGGCAUUGGGUGAUUUUUCCAUCUUCUUAACAGAGUGCGAGAAUGCCGUUCUAAGUAUAGAAGCUGUGAAAGUACUCGAGUACCCGGAUAAUAUGAGGAAACUCUUGAUGAAGUUGCCGUAUUACUUCCACGACAAAUGGCGAGGUAUCGUCCUACAGACAAAAGAAAACCACGGUGUUGUAAAGUUCCACCAGUUGGUACAGCUCGUAAAACAGGAGGCAAAGAAAGCAAAUGAUCCCAUGUAUGGGAAGGCUGCACUUAACGAGGCGCACCAUAGAAAUUACAGUAAUUAUAGCGAAGCAUGCCGCAGCCAGAAAACGUCUAGUUCUGCACGCUCGAGAGCAAGCUUUGCUACUAAUAUCACUGAUGUAUACACAGCUAAAGGAAGUUCCUUCAACAGUCCGUGCACUUACUGUGGGGCUGACCAGCAUGUUCUUGAAUCUUGCCAGCAGUUGGUCAUGCUGCCGUCACGAGAAAGAAUAGAUUUUCUAAGGUCAAAGGGUCUCUGUUUUGGAUGUCUUAAGCCUGGACAUCAACGGAGGGAAUGUCGGAUGAUAGCAUCGUGCUCGCAUUGCAAUGGACGUCAUCCGAGUGUGCUGCAUACUUCCUGGACACGACCACCGGUGGAUAAGGUAGCCAUUCGACCCAAUGGCAAGGUGAAGGUAGAGAGAAAGGAUGUGGUAGGAGCGUACGUUGCUGCAAAUGCCUGUAAUCGUCGUAUAACCGGUGAAGGAGAGUGUACCAUGGCAGUUAUACCAGUGAGAGUGAAAAUGAAGAAUGGCUUGAAAUCGGUUGAUACGUAUGCUUUCCUGGACCCGGGCAGUAGCGUUACGUUUUGUACUGAAGACCUGUUACGUGAGAUCGGCGGUAGUGGAAGAAAGAUGAAGAUAACUCUGGACACGAUGGGCGUGCCUCAUACGAUGUCUACAUAUACUGUAAAAGGCAUUGAAGUCUGUGACCUGCAAGCAGAGUUUGAAGUAUGCUUGCCUAAGACAUAUACGAAUGUUAGAAUGCCCGUGUCUAAGUGUCACAUUCCUACUCAAGUGGACAUAGCGCAUUGGCCGCACCUGAAAGGUAUAAACCUUCCUGAGAUUCAGGGCGAAAUCGGAUUACUCAUAGGAAACAAUGUUCCUGAUGCUUACACUCCACUGGAAAUAAGAACAGGUCCUUCUGGCAGUCCACAUGCAACGAAGACACGUCUAGGCUGGGUUGUGUGGAAUGUAGUGCGUGGAGUAGAUGUCACAGCAGUCAGUGAACACCCUAACCGGUUCCUGGUCAACAGAGUCGAAGUUAUACGAGAGAUGGAUGAGAUGAAGAAGCUUGAUCAUCUCGUUAGAAGCUCGAUCAAUUUUGACUUUCCUGAAAGUAUAACUGAUGAUAAGAAAGAAGACUCGCAAGAAGAUAAGAGGUUCAGAGAAAAGGUUAGCAGCUCAAUUAGACUAGUGGAUGGCCAUUAUGAGAUCCGCUUGCCAUUUCGUAAAGAUGACGAAGUCCUGCCGAACAAUAGAGCUCAAGCAAUGCAGCGGCUUAAGAGCCUAAAGAAGAAAUUGGAGAAGGACAUGCAGUUCCAAUCUGACUACAAAGAUUUCAUGUCCUCCAUUCUUGAGAAGGGCUAUGCAGAGAAGGUACCUGAAGGGGAGCUGCACAAGAAUGAUGGAAGAGAGUGGUAUAUACCCCACCAUGGUGUAUACCACCCCAAAAAGCCAGGGAAAAUUCGAGUUGUCUUCGACUGCACUGCUACACACCAAGGGGUAUCACUUAACAGUCGACUGUUACAGGGUCCUGAUCUGACCAAUAGCCUGAUUGGAGUCUUGCUCCGUUUUAGACAAGAAAAAGUUGCUGUAAUGGCUGAUAUUGAAGCCAUGUUCUACCAAGUUAAAGUGUCCACGGAAGAUACAAACGCUACCAAUUCAGUUAAAGCUAAGUCUGACUAUAGAGGGAGACUCACGCAUGUAAUCACAUGA
This is a messenger RNA of Priapulus caudatus, 3117 nucleotides long. RefSeq lists its product as uncharacterized. NCBI's taxonomy places the organism in Eukaryota, Metazoa, Priapulida, Priapulimorpha, Priapulimorphida, Priapulidae. The record is from RefSeq and is a predicted model, not a curated record. The transcript has a single exon. Gene Ontology annotation, molecular function: nucleic acid binding; zinc ion binding. The coding region runs from base 1 to 3117 and encodes 1038 amino acids.